Messenger RNA from Pollicipes pollicipes, 1241 nucleotides. RefSeq lists its product as uncharacterized. The record is from RefSeq and is a predicted model, not a curated record. Bases 22 to 1035 code for a protein of 337 amino acids. The transcript is spliced from 4 exons. NCBI's taxonomy places the organism in Eukaryota, Metazoa, Arthropoda, Thecostraca, Pollicipedomorpha, Pollicipedidae.
UCCGUCGGCCAUACAGUCAGCAUGCCUGACUACAAGUAUAAUGUGCUGGGGGUGGUGGUGGAGAUCUUCCCGCUGAAGAAGGCGGUGAUCAGCUUUCAGGAGGAUGGCCGGGAACAGCGCGCACUGCUCUGGGGCGAGCGGCUGGUGUGUGAAGAUGGCCGGCUCCUGCCCGAGCGCCGGCCCAUCGACACAGUGCUGGCUGUGGGCGAUAGUGUGCUCAUGGACUGCCACAUCUACGACAACAAGAACAGCCAGGACCGCUGCGACUGGUACGUGGCGCGCGCACAGCUGGCCUCGUCACCCCAGCCCAGCGACGUGGUUUCCAACGUGUCGGGCAAAGUGGACGAGCUGACGCGCACGCGCGGCUUCGUGGUGUUUCGGCAGCCGGGCCGGUCCGAGGAGCAGCGGGCGGUGUUCGUGGUGGCGCGGUAUUUCGCGCGCGGCCAGCGGCUGCCGGCCGGCAGUAGCCUGUUUGACCACCUGGAGGAGGACCAGGUGGUGAACAUGGACGCGGUGCACGGCGCCGGCCGGCUGGAGGCGGCCGGGUGGUACGCGCCGCUGGUGUGGCGCGGCCAGAAGCCGGACGUCCGCCUGGACCCGCAGCCGCCGCCGGAGGUGCUGGCCGAGGAGGAUGGCGGGGCGCUAGCGACCACCACGCUCGCCAGUUCCCUGCUGCCAGCGCUCAGCUCGGCCGACGCCCGCCGACGGUCGGCACCCGGCAUGUCGCAGGACAAGUGGGGCUACGUGGCGAGCCUGCUGAGCGCCGAGUACGGCUUGCUCAUGUGCCAGGUGGCGCCGCGCCGCUACGAGAGCGUGCUCUUCCACAACAGCGUAGCGCACCUCUCCAAUCUUAACCUCAAGAACUACGAUUUGCGCGCCAUCUUCAAGAAAGGAGACCACCUGCGAUUUGAAGCGGAGCCGUCUGACAACCCGGGGGUGUACCGGUGGCGGGCGAGCAGUGUCUGGGUGGACAUGUCGCAGGCGAACGGAAGCGAUGCGAUCUGGAGUGACCCUGGCGGCUCUGUGGGAAACUAAGACCCGCUCCGAUCCCUCGGGGUGGCGCAGUGAUCGUGGUGUGAUAGCUUUCGCAUGCGGGCGGUAGACGUUAAGAGGCGGCACGACUGUGAUAAUUGCCAGUGUCAUUCCCGCCGAGCCAGUAUUUCCUCAACGUGCGUGCGCUUCGCAGACAUAUUCAGAGUGUAAUGUGGUCUGGGGACGGACCUGAUAUGUCUUGGUAUCAC